Miscanthus lutarioriparius is the source of this 1509-nucleotide messenger RNA. Lineage: Eukaryota; Viridiplantae; Streptophyta; Magnoliopsida; Poales; Poaceae. The record is from the annotation of a GenBank genome assembly.
AUGUCCCCAAGGGUAAGCUCUUCACGCGAGAGUUCUCUGUACGAACAGAAGCUCCUCUCCAUCAUUGACAACGUCAAGAAAAGCGACAACGGCAAGUUCUUCGCAUGGGAUGGCCAAGAAAUCCCUUGUCACACGGAUAUCCUCUCACAGUCUCCCCCUCUCCGUCUCCAUUGGCAAUUGGCAUGUUUGAUGUUUCAGCUUUGCAAUUAUGCAGGCAACAACACGCACAGAGUCUUCCUCCUCCUUGUCUUCCUCCCCCAUGCAACCUUCUCCGCAACCGCCGGCGGGGGGUGCAACCGGCAGUGCGGCAGCACCUUGGUGCCGUACCCUUUCGGCUUCUCCGGCGACUGCCCCAUCCUCCUGGGCUGCAACGCCUCCGCGUCCACGGCGCUCCUCCUGACGAACAGCCCCGCGGCGUCGCCGCCGUACCCGAUCCUCUCGUUCAACGGCACCGCCUCUACUUUUGUCGUCUCGCUGCCGACCUGGUGCACCCGCACCGUCAGCGAGGCCAGGGCGGCGCUCAACGCCAACGGCUCCGCCGGCUACGGCGUCACGAACCACACCGGGCUCUUCCUCAGCGGCGCCGGCUGCCGCACGACGCACGACGGGGCCGCCGCCGCCGCCAACUGCUCCGUCUCCGCGGACAUCAUGACAAGUGUGCUCCGCACGGCGGGGUGCGGCGACAACGACACCACCUUGGUGUGCGUGUCCUCCGCGCGGCCGGCCCCGAUCAGCCACGCGGCGGCGAGGGGUGAGGGCCAGUUUAUGCGCUGGGAUGAGGUGGACGCCGUUGGUUGCGAGGACGCGCUGGUGUCUGUGGUGUACACGGCGCAGAUGGUGCCGUCCGAGGAGUAUGGCGUGGCAGAGCUAGGAUGGUGGCUCAACGGGACGUGUGCCAAUGCCACCAACAGCGUCCAGUGCGCCCAGAACGCGACGUGCCAGGACGUGCAGACGCCGAACGGAGCGUGGGGUCACCGAUGCACAUGCGUGGACGGCAUAGCCGGCGAUGGGUUCGUUGCCGGCGACGGGUGCCACUACGAUCAAGCUGCCCCCGUCCACGGCAAGCUGGCGGUGAUCGCCGGCGUCGUUUCUGCCGCUUCCUUUGCGUUCUUGCUCUGCAUCGGUCUGUCGGGUUGGUUCUGCCUCCGGCAGCGGAAACGGCAAAAUCUCAUGGUCUGGGUCUGGGACUCGUACGGCGGCGGGACCAUCCUCGACGCGGCCGACGCGCGGCUCCGGGGCCAGUUCGACGGCCGGGAGAUGGCGUGCGCGAUGCUCGUCGGGCUCUGGUGCGCGCACCCGGACCGCGGACUGCGUCCCACCGUCAGGCAGGCCGUCAACGUGCUGCGGUUCGAGGGGCCACCGCCGACCCUCCCCGCGAAGAUGCCAGUUGCUACCUACGGACCGCCGGCCGAUCGUCCUGCCUCCACAACGUCGUCUAUGGAACCGGCGACGACCGUGAGCGGCGGUGAUGGCGUUGGCACAACGAAGCCGUCGGCCUUGUCAAGUUGA